This is a messenger RNA of Pediculus humanus corporis (human body louse), 2838 nucleotides long. Its product is annotated as ubiquitin carboxyl-terminal hydrolase, putative. The transcript has 15 exons. Gene Ontology annotation, biological process: protein deubiquitination. The record is from RefSeq and is a predicted model, not a curated record. Gene Ontology annotation, molecular function: cysteine-type deubiquitinase activity; zinc ion binding. NCBI's taxonomy places the organism in Eukaryota, Metazoa, Arthropoda, Insecta, Psocodea, Pediculidae. Bases 1 to 2838 code for a protein of 945 amino acids.
AUGUCUGAAUAUGAAGCAUGCCAGCAUGCUUUAACCUCUGCAUCUUACAGUCAAGUCGAAUUAGCUAGGUUAAAAGGUCUCGGAAGGUGUGGAUAUUGCAAUUUUCACGGAAGAAAUUUAUGGUUGUGUUUAGAAAAAGAUUGCGGUAGAGUUUUAUGUGGAGAUGCAGAAUCAGAUCAUUCUACUUUCCACUUUAAAACCAACAAAACUCAUUACAUUCAUCAAAAUCUAUCUUCGUUAAGACUAUGGUGUUAUCUAUGCAAAACGGAAGCAUUUUUAGGUUCUCAGACACCGAAUGCGGUUAGAACAUGGUCGGAAGACUACAGUGAUUCCGAAACGAAGGAAACUUUUGUAAAUGAUAAAAAACCUAAAGGUCUUCAAAAUAUAGGUAAUACUUGCUAUAUGAAUGCUGCUUUACAAGCUCUGUGCAAUACAACUCCUUUAAGCCAAUAUUUUUUACAAUGUCUUGUGCUUGCCUCGAAUCAAGAAAAGUUGACAUUAAGUAAAAAUUUUCAAAGGUUAAACAAAGAAAUGUGGCAGCGUAACAGUCCAGGUUGCAUAGUUCCCAGUGGGAUUUUGUAUGGAAUUAGAAAUAUUCAUCCAAUGUUUAGGGGGUACCAACAGCAUGACACUCAAGAGUUCCUUAGAUGUUUUAUGGAUCAACUGCAUGAAGAAUUAAAAGAACCGAUAAGAGACUCAAAUAAUUACAGGGUAACUUCAGCAAAUCUUCCGAAUGAGGUGGUGACGGAUUAUUCCGACGACGAGGAAGGAAAUAAAGGAGACGAUGCCAAGCAGGAAAAUGUAACGGAAGGAGGUGCCUCAAGCGGUAGUCAAUCCGAAGCAGAGUAUGAAACAUGCGAUUCUGGAGUCAGCGAAAGAAGUUCAUUAAGCGAUGAAGGAGAACGGAAAUCCGUAAAGAGAAAACAUUCUCAUAGUUCAUCUCCUCCAUCAAGGUGUAGACUCUCAUCUAGAUUAUAUUCUAGUUAUAGACAAACGUCGCAACAAAACUCACCAGUGAAAUCAAAGAAAAAACCCGUGAAAUACAGGAGCAUCAUUUCUGAUUUAUUUGACGGAAAACUUUUGAGUUCUGUGCAAUGCUUAACUUGUAAUAAGAUAUCUACCAGAGUUGAAACAUUCCAGGAUUUAUCUUUACCGAUACCCAGUCGAGAUCACGUGACUAUGCUUCAUCAAGGUAGCAUUUCUCCUCAAUCAAUGACUACAUGCAGUGAAACAUACAAAGGAAAACCAAGUUGGGUUUCUUGGUUAUGGGAGUGGAUGAAAAGUUGGUUUUGGGGUCCGACCGUAUCACUCCACGAUUGUUUAGCUGCUUUCUUUAGUGCAGACGAAUUAAAAGGUGAUAAUAUGUAUAGUUGUGAAAAAUGCAGCAAAUUAAGGAACGGAGUCAAAUAUUCUAAAGUUUUGGAUCUUCCGGAAGUCUUGUGCAUUCACUUGAAGAGAUUUAGACACGAAUUAGCUUUUUCAUCGAAAAUAAAUAGUUUUGUCAAUUUUCCUUUAACAGGGUUAAACAUGCGACCUUAUUUACACAAAGAUUGUAAAAGUGAAGUGACAUCAUACGAUUUGACGUCCGUGAUAUGUCAUCACGGAACGGCAAACGGUGGGCAUUAUACUUGCUAUGCUUUAAGUCCUUUCACGGGAGAAUGGUAUGAACUCGAUGACCAAUGCGUUACUCAAGUAGCCCCCGAAACAGUUAGCAACGUAGAGUGCUACGUAUUAUUUUACAAGAAAAGCAACGAAAAAAUGGAGAAAAUUCGUAAUAAAGUUAGAGAACUUAUAUCUUACAAAAAUAAAGAACCUAGUCUGAUGGAAUUUUACGUUUCAAAACAAUGGAUAAACAAAUUAAAUACUUUUGCCGAACCCGGACCCAUAGACAAUUCUGAUUUUCUCUGCGUUCACGGAGGCGUUCACCCAUCAAAAGUUCCUAUCGUGGAUAAGCUGUCGACCGUGUUGAGUCAAAACGUUUGGGAGUACUUAUAUGCAAUAUUUGGUGGUGGGCCUGUUUGUAAUAGGUUAUACAUAUGCGGUGCCUGUCAACAAAAACAAGAAGCACUCAGACAAAGAAAGCAAUAUGAAUUGUGUCGCUACUUGGCUUUACAUCAUGAAUUCCAGCAAGGAGAAUCUACGCCUGUUAUUUAUGGCCUUUCCAUGCAGUGGUUCGGACAGUGGCAAGCUUUUGUACAAAAUACGUCUGCGGAACCCCCGGGUCCCAUCGACAACUCUCCAAUUAUUACCAACGUCAACGGUCAAAAAACUCUUAAAAGAGAUGCCAACUACGGUCAAGUUUCUCAAGAAUUGUGGAAUUUUUUCAAAAGUGUUUACGGCGGAGGACCCGAGCUGGUUAUCAAACAGUCGCAAAGAGUCACGAGCAGAAAUUCGUUCAGUAGCGGCAUAUCAACGGAUAGAGAACUUGGACUAAUACAACCGGGCAAAGCGAAAAGCGUCGAUUCUCUACCCAUAAAUAGUAAUCAUUCGAAUUCUUUAUAUUCUUUGUACAACACGAGGUCGUCUAGAGCUCAAAGUGCCAGCAGCGAUAAUAUCGCUCUGAAAAUGGCUGCCGUCAACGCCGCAAUAUCUCAUAGGAAACAACAAAGUUUGGGGAGUUUGAAAAUCGAGAGAAAUGCACACACCGACGACGAAAUAUUAGGUAUAAGUGAAAACCAAAGGACGGAAAAUAAGGAGGAGGGAGAGGAAAUAAAUUUUCAAGACAAUUAUUCCCCACUGGAGGGUGACAGUGAUGAAUUAGAUGAAUAUUCAUAUUGUCCGGCAUUUACUCCCGAUGAAUUGGAUGCUUACAUUCCAUUCAGAAAGUUUAAUAAUUAA